AUGGCAAAUAUUGAAAAACUCCAGUUUCCGGCUUUGGAAAUAACUGGGGCAAAUUACACGGCAUGGAUAACUAAUAUGGAGCUUCAUCUAGACUCGGAGAAAAUACUCGAGACAAUAAAAGAAGGGAAUAAAUCAGCUUCUCACGAAAGAUCUAGGGCCGUAAUAUUUCUGAGAAAACACCUAGAUGAAAAUCUUACGCAUGACUAUGCGAGGGUAAAAGAUCCUCUAGAUCUUUGGAAAGCCCUAAAGGAGAGGAUAGCGGCGCAAUUAGAAUAUUGCGGUAAGCCCGUAACGGAAGCAGAAAUGCUUGAGAAGACUUACCAAACGUUCCACAAAAACCAUUAUGUUCUACAAGAACAAUACAGAAACCGUGGAUACACGAGGUUCUUUGAACUCGCUGUAGCGCUCAUGAUAGCGGAGAAAAAUAAUGAACUCCUUAUCAAAAAUCACAAUACCCGACCCACGGGAACCAAAGCAUUUCCUGAGGUGAAUGCGACGGAUGUAAAAAAUCCGGAAAGAGGAAAUUUUUCCUAUCGUGGUCGUGGUCGUGGUCACGGUCGUGGUCGUGGCCAUCGAUUUAAUCGUGGUAAUGAAAGGAGUUACAACCCAAGAGGAAGGGGAUCCAACACAUGGAAUCGAUCCAAUCGUGGAAAAGGGAAUGAAGCCCAAGAAAACCCUACUCGUAAAAACGAGAACGUCUGUUACAGAUGUGGAUCGAAGGGGCAUUGGUCUCAAGUAUGCCGAACUCCUCAGCAUCUAUGUAAGUUGUACCAAGAAACCAUCAAAGGCAAAGCAAAGGAAGUUAAUCUCAAUGAGCACUUCGAGGGUACAACAUCUACAUACCUUGAGUCUUCUGACUUUAUGGACGAUGUCGACGAGGCCACUCAUCAAGAUAAUUAA
Molecule: messenger RNA, 900 nt
Organism: Raphanus sativus (radish)
Lineage: Eukaryota; Viridiplantae; Streptophyta; Magnoliopsida; Brassicales; Brassicaceae
Exons: 2
Coding region: 1-900 (299 amino acids)
Molecular function (GO): nucleic acid binding; zinc ion binding
Source: RefSeq, a predicted model, not a curated record